GAAACAGGGAAAAGGAGGGGAGGGCGUUUAUCGCUUUCGUGUUCCUUGCACCACUUGACUUCACAGCCUCACUUUUACCCUGUGACUGCCUGCCCCUCGCUUCUGCACUAUCGAUUCCUCGUCCUGUGUGGCGCUCCCCAGUUCCCCCAACUCUUCAUCCCGACAUCUAUUUAUAAGUGUUGACUCCCCACUAACCUCUGCUUUCCUGUCUAGAUAAUCAUUCACAAUGGGUCACGAAGAUGCUGUCUACCUCGCCAAGCUCGCCGAGCAGGCUGAGCGCUACGAAGAGAUGGUUGAGAACAUGAAGGUCGUCGCCUCCGCCAAUGUCGAGCUCACCGUCGAGGAGCGGAAUCUCCUGUCUGUUGCCUACAAGAACGUCAUCGGUGCCCGUCGUGCGUCCUGGAGAAUCGUCACCUCCAUCGAGCAAAAAGAAGAGUCCAAGGGCAACGAGUCCCAGGUCACCCUCAUUAAGGAGUACCGUCAGAAGAUCGAGGCCGAGCUUGCCAAGAUCUGCGAUGACAUCCUCGAGGUUCUCGACCAGCACCUGAUCCCCUCUGCCCAGAGCGGCGAGUCCAAGGUCUUCUACCACAAGAUGAAGGGUGACUACCACCGUUAUCUCGCCGAGUUCGCCGUUGGCGACCGCCGCAAGGGUGCCGCCGACGCCUCCCUCGAGGCCUACAAGAGCGCGACCGAAGUCGCCCAAACCGACCUUGCCCCCACCCACCCCAUCCGUCUCGGCCUGGCCCUGAACUUCUCCGUUUUCUACUAUGAGAUCCUCAACUCCCCCGACCAGGCCUGCCACCUGGCCAAGCUCGCUUUCGACGAUGCUAUUGCCGAGCUUGACACCCUGAGCGAGGAGAGCUACAAGGACUCCACCCUGAUUAUGCAGCUCCUCAGAGAUAACCUGACGCUCUGGACCUCAUCCGAGGCUGACCCGCUGAGUAAAUUUAGUAAAGAUGAAGGACUCGCGUCCGGGCCCGGAUAGAGUCGGCGGGCCGACAGCUGGAUCUUAGACUAAGGGCCCGGGGAGGAUAAGAGUGGGAUCUCGUGCGCACGUCUGGUUCGCAUCGUCUUGACGCGUUGGCUUCUGCCGACACCAGGCGUGACGCUACGAGUCACAUUCCUUUCGCCCUCGACAAGUCCUUCGGGUGUUCCUGACACCGCCAGUGGUCCGGCCCGGUCUCU
Messenger RNA from Aspergillus heteromorphus CBS 117.55, 1185 nucleotides. RefSeq names its product 14-3-3 adaptor artA (gene artA). The coding region runs from base 227 to 985 and encodes 252 amino acids. Gene Ontology annotation, biological process: signal transduction. Gene Ontology annotation, cellular component: cytoplasm. NCBI's taxonomy places the organism in Eukaryota, Fungi, Ascomycota, Eurotiomycetes, Eurotiales, Aspergillaceae. The transcript is spliced from 6 exons. The record is from RefSeq and is a predicted model, not a curated record.